CGGAAGGGAGUUCUCCGCUACUGCUGCCGCCGCUGCCGCCUCCUCCCGGAAUGGCGGAAGUGGAGGCGCAGACGGCGGCCGAGACGGACAUGAAGCACUACCACGGCUCUGGCUCCGUCACCAUGGACGUGGAGCGAAGCCGCUUCCCUUACUGCGUGGUGUGGACUCCCAUCCCGGUGCUUACGUCAAGGUUAAAAGUCAUCUUCUCUGGGAUGUCUUUGCUGACACCACCUCAGCCCCAUAUGACCACUACACACAGCGUUUCCAGGGUGCCUCUCCCACCUAGUUCUGCAGGGAUAACACCUCUGCUGACCUGCAGCCCUAAGUGGUUUUUCCCCAUCAUCGGCCACAUGGGCAUCUGCACAUCCACGGGAGUCAUUCGGGACUUCGCAGGCCCCUAUUUUGUCUCGGAGGACAACAUGGCCUUUGGAAAGCCUGCCAAGUACUGGAAGUUGGACCCUGCACAGGUUUAUGCCAGCGGGCCCAAUGCAUGGGACACAGCUGUGCACGAUGCCUCUGAGGAGUACAAGCACCGCAUGCACAACCUCUGCUGUGACAACUGCCACUCGCAUGUGGCAUUGGCCCUGAACCUGAUGCACUACAACAACAGUACCAACUGGAAUAUGGUGACCCUCUGCUUCUUCUGCCUGCUCUAUGGGAAGUACGUUAGCAUCGGGGCCUUUGUGAAGACCUGGCUGCCCUUUGUCCUCCUCCUGGGCAUCAUCCUGACUGUCAGCCUGGUCUUCAACCUGCGGUGAUAGCUGCCAGGUGGCCCCGAGUCCACCAAACUCCUGAGGAGACAGCCACCACCCUUUUGGCCCCAGAUUCUUCCUCUUCACCCCCAAGGCAGACUGGGCCUGCUGUAUAGGACAUGGGCCCUGGGCUGGGGAAAUAGAAGUGCUGAGGACAAGCAUGGGACAGGGCUGUCUGCUUGUUGAUCUCCCUAUCCCCUCCCCCUGGGCUGGUGACACCACCCUUGAGGCAUCCUCCUUGCCAGCUGUUGGGACGGCCUCACCUCCCUCUAUAGAGUUCCUCCUGCCAUUGCCAGUGCCCGGUGCACAAGGACCCACCAGUGAGGCCACCCUGUGAUGAGAUUGGGAGUGGGAGCCUGCUCUCUGGUCACUGGCUCUGGUCUCAAGGUGGGGCGGGGACACUUAAGUCUCCAUGAGCUGAGCUGCCCGAUGCCUCCCCAACAUUGGGCUGGAUGGGCCCCUCCUUUGGAUGUCUGCGCCCGGGUAGUGCAUGCCCCUCUCCUGGCAUUCUCCAGCCCCUGCAGCACCCUCUUCCCUCCCGGGGCUCCCAGCACCUGGCUCAUCUCCCUCUGCAGUUUGAGCUGGCGAGGCCAGCAGAGCUGACGUGCGGAGCAGGCGGUAUGGACCACACUUGGCCCCAGCUGGGGUGCAGGCUGCAUGCUGCUGAUGCCACCCUUGAGUCCCAAGUGUGGGUGGCCUGUCAGAGCAGCCAGUGCCAUCAGAGAGCCAGAGAGGGGCUGUUCCUCCCACCAGACUGCCACUCCCCAGAAGUCGACAGAAGGGGCCUAUGCUGGCCAUCUCACCCCUGCCCCAUGAGCUCCAUUGUGAGGGGCUGCCUGGCAGGAUAAUAAAGAGUUUUGAGUCCAGGUGG
Messenger RNA from Heterocephalus glaber (naked mole-rat), 1623 nucleotides. It is a transcript of the gene Tmem222, whose product is annotated as transmembrane protein 222. The record is from RefSeq and is a predicted model, not a curated record. NCBI's taxonomy places the organism in Eukaryota, Metazoa, Chordata, Mammalia, Rodentia, Bathyergidae.